UUACAAAGUAUGUUUUCCACGAAAUGUCGGUUGGGUUGUGGGGGUGGGGAGGGUAGGAUUAGGACGCGGAAGAAAUCCAAAUCCCGUGAUUGACUCCUCUCCUCCGUUUGCCUCGUGCUCAUCAAAACCGACCUUUCUUAACCGCUGCGAAGCACCGUUUUUUACAGUUUCCUCAAUCCCACUCCCAAAAACUCCUACAGAUCUAUCUGAUUGUUCAGAGCUCGCUGCAAUGAAGAAUGCAGCUCUGAGUCGUUGACAGGCGUUAACUUGGUCUAAUAACUGAAGCAGCUAUUGUCAUGGGAGUCUCAGUGAAAUGGAUCAGAGCACUAAUCGGUUUCAAAAGAUCCGAAAAGUCAAUUUCCUAUGAGAAAGAUGAAAGUAAGUCUGGGGGCACGAAAAAGCCUGGGCAUAGGAGAAAGCAUUCUGCUGUUGAGAUCGAUAGAGAACUACUUUGCAACGAUCUGAGCCAUAAUAAUGAUAGUGCUUCUGCGUCAGUUGAAGAUGUGAAUGUUGCUUCAGUUCCUAUUGCUUCUUCACCUUCGACCUCACAUCAAAAUCAGAAUGCAAGUCAAGUUCCUCUGAAUAUUAGACAAGAAUGGCGGGCAGCCAUUCGUAUUCAAACUGCUUUUAGAGGAUUUCUGGCUAGGAGAGCUCUACGAGCUUUGAAGGGGUUGGUGAGACUUCAAGCACUUGCUAGAGGCCAUGCUGUGAGAAAACAAGCUGAUAUUGCCCUCCAUUGUAUGCAAGCUCUUGUUAGGGUCCAGGCACGUGUUCGGGCACGGCGUGUUCGUGAGGCCUUAGAAAGUCAAGAGGUGCCACCUAAGCUGCACCAAGAAGAUCUAAAGCAACACGAUGCUAGUGUUCGGGAAAUAGAAGAAGGUUGGUGUGACAGUAUUGGGUCUGUGGAAGAAAUUCAAGCCAAGUUGUUAAAGAGGCAUGAGGCAGCAGCAAAGCGUGAAAGGGCAAUAGCAUAUGCUAUGGCUCAUCAGUGGCAGGCAAGACCUAAGCAGCAACCAGCUGGUGUUGAACGGGACACUAGUAGUGACUGGGGCUUGAAUUGGUUGGAGAGAUGGAUGGCUGUGCGGCCCUGGGAAAAUCGGGUUCAAGACACUAAUCACAGAGAUGGAGCAACUUUGCGUGAUAACAAACCUGCAGAUCCAAAUAAUGGCACCAAGAACCAGGUGAAAAAAUCUGUUCAGAUCAUCAAACCAAAUUCUAAAGAAAAUAUGGGUCCAUCCUCCUAUUCAAGCUCUAACAAGUCACUAGAAGCUGGUACAAGAUCAAAGAGCAAUCCCAAAGAGAGAUUCACGCACCCUUCUUAUAUACAACAAGGAAAUAAUAAGAGAUUAUCUCUUCCUAUUAGCCGGAAAAAUCAUGAUGAUCAAAGAACAAAACAAGGCAGUCGAGCUACUACAGAGAAGCCCAUGGAUGAAAAAACUGCAUGGAACAGAAAUGGUGCAAUGGCCACAACGUUUGUUUCCCAAGAUUAGCAUUUUUUCAUUGUUUUUUAAUAUGUCAAUAUCCCAUCCAAGUGGGGCGCUCUAGUGUGUAAAUACAGCCACCUGGUGUUUAGUGUGGCUAUAUUUGAUCAUAUGUAUGAAUUAGAUAUCUUAGGCUAAUUAGAUCAACUCAGAGUGUUAUUAUGUAACUUCCUCAAUGUAAAUUUGUAAAAAUGGUUCAAUCUUUAAUCUAUACAAUUUCUUUAAAACUAAGAUUAGUUGAUUUAUUUA
This is a messenger RNA of Cuscuta epithymum, 1730 nucleotides long. Lineage: Eukaryota; Viridiplantae; Streptophyta; Magnoliopsida; Solanales; Convolvulaceae. The record is from the annotation of a GenBank genome assembly.